CUUUUUUGUAGCGUCUUCACGCGUGACCGAACAGCGCAACUACUGUGCAUCUGGUUUUCUGAGUCAGUUGUUUAGAUUUGUGCACUGGAAAAACACAACACCACCAUAAACAGACACAGCAAACAGUGCCGUGAUUUAUUUUUUCCUCAAUCUGAUCAUCCACGUGAAGGUGCGCGUCGAAAACGUAUUAUGGCAGAAAAUCAAGACACAAUCAAAGAGAAGGACAGUCUCGCGCCAGACGGGGAGGUGCCACAGCUCGAUCUGACCAAAACAUCGAAGCAGCUUUAUUUCGAUCUUCUGCGAACAUGGGUGUACCAUGCGGAGCUGCAAACCCACAUGCACACCCACUUCCCGUACUAUCUGAUGAGCAACUAUCCGCAGUUGUUUCAGCUAAAUGCUGGCGGUGUACCGUCCGCCACUCCCAACAUGGGAUCCUUCAUCGGCGGAAUACCGCCGACGACGGGCGGCAGUAGUGCGGCUGGGUUGAAUUCAUCCGGUACCGCACAAACGCAACAGGGCCAAAAUGCCACCGUGAACCGGGGUCGGAACGAACAGACGGACCCUACACGACCCGACGAUGCCAUUAAUCGCCACGGAGGGUACGAGUACGUGAUUGCACCGCUCUGGAAGCGAUUUGCGGCCGAAGCCAUCGAUAUAGCGAUUAUAUUUCUGCUUAAGAUAAUGACGACACUCGCCUUUAUAGAUGCAUUCGAAAUCGAUCUCUUAUACAUGGACCUGGACGCGAUCCGCAGCUCGUUCGAGGAAGACUACACCGAGCUGCUAUCGUUCACCUCGGAGCUGAUACUGCUCGAGAUAGGCAUCAAGAUAGCGGUGUGCAUCUAUGAAGCGGUCUGGACGGCGCAGGGCAGCGCCACGCCCGGCAAGAUGCUGAUGGGCUUGCGGAUCGUGUACGCCGAAUCGGUGACGGUGCUGGAACCGCAACCGCAGCCCGGCCUGCUUAGCAAUCAGGUGCCGCUGCGGGCGCUCCUGUACCCGGGCACGACGCCCAGCUUCGUGCGCGCGUUUGCUCGGGCCGCCGUCAAGAAUGUGGUGAUAGCCUUCCUCUUUCCCAUGUGUCUGCUGCUGCUAUGCUUCCGGCAGAACCGUUCCAUCUACGACGUCAUGACGAAGACGGUCGUGGUGGAGGACAACCCGAAUCCGGUGCUAAGGCGGCGCUAACCGGGGGGGGGGGACACGCACCGGAAUGUUAAAGGCUGUGGAAAGCUGACCCCGUACCAAAAGAGCAAAGGCCAGCGCAGCAGCAGGUGUUGCAGGGCCGGCAAGGGCUGGAAGACGGUUUUGUUUUGUUUUGUUUUUUUUUAAUGGUUUAGAGCGUAGGUAGCUCGCCCUCCCGUUUAGAUUUAGAUCGUACCGUCCUCAAGUUAACCAAAUACAAAUCCGCUAUGGUGCAGAGUUA
Anopheles stephensi (Asian malaria mosquito) is the source of this 1417-nucleotide messenger RNA. RefSeq names its product protein FAM8A1. The record is from RefSeq and is a predicted model, not a curated record. NCBI's taxonomy places the organism in Eukaryota, Metazoa, Arthropoda, Insecta, Diptera, Culicidae. Bases 190 to 1179 code for a protein of 329 amino acids. The transcript is spliced from 3 exons.